CUGCUGUCUUCUUAAAUAUCCAAAAUAUACUUGUUUCCUAUGAAAGAUUAAAGAAACGUAACAAAAAUCACUGUAAACUACUUACCGGAAAAAUUAAAAAAAUGGAAAAAACGGUUAGUGCACUACAAAACGAGCUACGAGAAGCCAAAGACGUGAUAUCACGGUUAGAGCAUCAAAAAGUGGAAUGGGAACAUGAAGUAUGCAGUUUGAGAUUUACUUUAAAACAAGAGGAAGAAAAAAGAAGAAAUGCUGAUAUGUUGUAUGAAAAAAUUAGGGAGAAGUUAAGAAGAAUAGAAGACCAAUAUAAGAAAGAAGUUGAAACAAAACAAGGAUUUGAACUUGCUCUUAGAACAGUAAACAUGGAAUUGAAGGCCGCAAAAGAUAAUUUGAAUCAGCUUUCUGAUAGUCGUGAGAAAAUACAAGAUCUGUUGCAUAAAAACCACAUGUUGCAGGAUGAAAUCGCCAUGCUAAGACUGGAAAGAGACACCAUAAAAAAUCAGAACCAGAGAAAGGAAACGAAAUAUUGUGAAGACAUUGAAAGUGUAAAGGAAAAGAAUGACAACCUUCAAAAGACCAUAAAACAGAAUGAGGAAACAUUAUCAAAAACAAUAUUCCGAUAUAGUGGACAGCUUAAUGUUCUGACUGCUGAGAUUACGAUGCUAAAGUCUAAACUGGAGAAUGAAAAACAAAAUAAAGAGAGCCUGGAAGCAGAAGUUGAAUCAUACCGUGCUAGACUGGCUACUGCUGUACACGAUCAUGAUCAGAGUCAGACAUCAAGAAGAGACCUAGAACUUGCUUUCCAGAGAGCAAGAGAUGAAUGGUUUCACUUACAGGACAAGAUGAAUUUUGAUGUGUCUAAACUACAAGAUAACAAUGAAGUUCUUUCUCGGCAACUUUCUCAAGAUGAAAGUAAAUUCAAUGCCCUGGAAAUUGAGCUCCAUCACAUAAGAGAUGCUCUCAGAGAAAAGACUUUACUUUUGGAAUGUGUACAAAGGGACCUAAGCCAAACACAAUGCCAGAAGAUGGAAAUUGAACACAUGUAUCAGAACGAACAAAGUAAAGUGAAUAACUACAUUGCAAAGCAGGAAUCCUUCGAGGAAAGGUUAUCUCAACUACAAAGUGAAAAUAUGUUGCUUAGACAGCAACUAGAUGAUGCUCACAACGAAGCUGACAGUAAAGAAAAGCUAGGGAUUAAUAUCCAAGACCCGUUUCAGAAUAUCCAAAAAAAACCUUAAAGCUAAACGUGGAGAACAAGGUCUUAUGCUGGGAGAAAGAAAUAAAGAGUUAAUCGAUGAAUGUAAACACUUAGAAGAAAGAAUGUAUAAGUAUAAAAAUGAGAAAGCAAAAUUAAAAGUAGUUGUGAGACAACUUCAACAAGGACUGGCUGAUACUCUGAAGAAACAGUCUAUGUCAGAGGCUUCCCCCGAGGUUACGUCACAUCUUCGUCUGGAAGAUGAGACACGGGAUCUCAAGAAGAAAUUAGGUCGAAUCAGAAGUCAGUUGCAAGAAGCACUGGAACGACAUGCAGAGGCCGUAAGAUAUGCUGAGGAGAUGAAAGAUCAUAUGCAAAAGUAUAAUUUAAACCUCACAGAAAAUAACUUGUUUACUUAUAAAGCAGAUAAGCAGUGUAGUAUGGGAAAUGUAUUACUUAUGCCAGUAUAUCAUUGUUCAGCUGGAUACAAAUUCCAGCUUUGAGCUAUUUUGAAAUGCAGA
This is a messenger RNA of Panthera uncia (snow leopard), 1713 nucleotides long. RefSeq names its product ankyrin repeat domain-containing protein 26-like. The coding region runs from base 102 to 1235 and encodes 377 amino acids. The record is from RefSeq and is a predicted model, not a curated record. The transcript has 5 exons. NCBI's taxonomy places the organism in Eukaryota, Metazoa, Chordata, Mammalia, Carnivora, Felidae.